UAAAUAUUUCUGAACAAUUAAAAAAAUAAAAACUAAACCAAAAAGAUAUGGGCCAACCGCUCAUCUUUUUCUCCUUCAUCUCUCUCUAACCCACCACCUCCACAUUCAACCCACCACACCACCUCCUCCACGCUCUUCCCUCCGUCUGCUGCUCCCGUUCUAAUACCUAUCAAGGGGAAGAUUCUUGAAGAAAUCAAGAAAAACCAAGAAAUGUGGGAGAGACUGCUUGAAGAACCACCAUCAAGCGAACAAUAGCGGGUUCCUAAGCUCUCUCUCCUGGGCGAUUUUCUUGAUUCAUCAUGAAACCCUAAUUUUCUUUGAGAUUCAUUUGUAUAACAGUAUGUGAUUAGAGGUUGUUUAUCAAUUCUCAAUAACGAACUAGUUAGCAAUAGUAAUCAACCUGAAAUCAGGGUUUUUUUCGUUUUCUGCUUCAUCGCCACCAUAGUUGCCGUCUUGAGAUCCUGACAUAUUAAUCUGGUUGAUAUUGGUCGCGAUUAACUGUGAUUAAUUUAGCUAGAUUGAUUCUCUGGGUUAAUUUGUUAAGGAUUGAUUUUCGGCUCUAGGGUUUCAGGAUUAGGGUUUUAUUUUCUGUCUCUGGUUCUUCGUAUUCUGGGCUUUUGGACGUGUCUGGGUGUGUAUGCUGGUUUCUGUUACGUUGUUUUAGAGAGAGUUGUAUUUCUUUCAAUGAUUGAUCGUGAUUUUAAAGGGAAUAACAUCCCACCGGAUUUGGUGAAUCGAGGUUUGGGCGAUCAGGAUGGUUAUCCUUUUUCUCCGACGGCUACGGACGGCCUGAAUGAUUUGGCAUCUCAAGAGUUAGGGUCUACUCCGAAAUCAAUCCCCGUUCGAGGUAUUGGUCUCCGCGUGACUAACAUUGAAGGUAAACCUUUGUUGCCGAGGAGAGGUAUGUAUUUUUCUGAUAAUGUUUCGGUCAUUGAUGGGCUUGCUGCUUUGUCCAAGCCGGUUAAUAUUGAAAGUGUGGAGAAGGUGAAUGUUCCUGCUCAGGGUGCCAGUAGUCAGGGUAUAAGUAGUCAGCAAGGUCCUGGUAAUGUAGUAAAACCUGCAUCAUAUGCUGAUUCUUUUAGAGGAACUAAUGCGAUGAAGGUGAAUUUUCGUUCUUUAGCGACUGAUGAGAAACAAGAUGGGUGUGAUGUUGUCCUUUCUAGGGAUUCGGUCAGAGUUGUGCAUGAUAAGCUUCCGAACACAUUGUAUGGGUAUUUUCUGGGGGAUCGGGUUGCAUAUCCCGUGGUGGAUUAUUAUGUUAGGAAUAAUUGGAAGCGGUUUGGACUGCAAAAAUCAAUGAUGAAUGCUAACGGUUUCUUCUUCUUUAAGUUUGCGGAUCAAGCAGGUAUGCAAAAAGUUCUUACUAAGGGGCCAUGGAUUAUUCGGUCACAACCUUUGUUCUUAGAAGUUUGGUCGCCGUCGAUAAAGCUUGAGAAGAGAGAAGUGAAAAAGGUUCAGGUUUGGGUUAAGUUUCAUGAGGUUCCUCUAGCGGCAUAUACGGAGGAUGGGUUAAGUUUAAUUGCAACAACUAUUGGCGAGCCAAAAGCUUUGGAUUCGUUUACCACCUCAAUGUGUGUUGAUAUGUGGGGUAGGAGUAGUUUUGCUCGUGCUCUGGUUGAAAUUUCAGCUGAUACCGAUCUCAAGGAGGAGCUAACUAUUGCGGUCCCUUGUCUUGAUGGGGAUGGUGUCACGGCCCCGACCCGGUUUGACCCGUUUCAGGAGCCGCGGAACAGAAAUCCCGUGAUAUCUAUUUAAUUGAUUUUUGCAGCGGAAGUUUAUCAUUAGGAUCUUUUUAAAGCUAAAACUUUUCCUGACUAUUUUAUUUCACAACUCGGGAUA
Messenger RNA from Helianthus annuus (common sunflower), 1839 nucleotides. RefSeq lists its product as uncharacterized. The transcript is spliced from 2 exons. The coding region runs from base 685 to 1755 and encodes 356 amino acids. Lineage: Eukaryota; Viridiplantae; Streptophyta; Magnoliopsida; Asterales; Asteraceae. The record is from RefSeq and is a predicted model, not a curated record.